GCGUUCUGUUUCGUUUCUAUCUAUUAUAAAGAUUAUAAAAUAAAAGUAUAUUAAUCACAUCGCUUAUAAUUUAUAUAUUAUUAGACGAGACACAGCUAAGCUAGCACGGCGGUGCUGGGUGUCUAGAAAUGUGUGCAAAUUAAAGUAAAGCGGCCGUUCUGAAUUUUCAUCUCAUCUGAUCUGUGUUGAUCGAGGAUCAUAUCGGGGGAAUGGGUUCCUGUUAUUCUGUGCAUAAAGAUAAAGAGCACCCAGCUAAAGCAGAGAAUAAGCACAACUCGCACCUCAAUGGCGCCCACACCCUACUCGCCGAUCUUCUCCUCAAACCUCAGCCGUCUCCCCAUCACGCCGUUACCACUACUUUUUCCCACUUUGGUAGCAAUGAGUCAUUUUUUGAUACACAACCUUGGCUGGAGUCUGACUGUGAAGAUGACUUCUAUAGUGUUAAAGGAGAUUUUACCCCAUCUUGUGGAAGUACACCUGCCAAUCAAAGCUUCUCUUUAGGAACUCAUCCUAAAAUUAAUGGACCCAUUUUAACUGACGAUAGAGCUUUCGUUUCUGAACCCCAAUUGUCUCCAAAAAAGAAGAGCAAGAAACUAUUCCAACUUUUCAGAGAAAGUUUAGGAGGUGACCAGGAUUUCACUGUUCUGGAUGGUGCACACAACUAAACAAGUCUUUCAAUAAUCAAAAAGGCCGCCAUGCUGACAACUGGUUUUGAUCCCCUUCAGAAAUCUGCAGAUGGAACACCUUAUUCUUCUUCUUCUGCUGCAUAUAGUAGCGAAAGAACUCCCGGCCCAGAGCUCAAAGCUGAUUCAAAAUCAACAAAGAGUGGGCAAUGUUGCCUUCCAAGGUUGCUUUGAAAUCUUGACUUUAAUUUAAUGGAAGCAGGAA
Molecule: messenger RNA, 888 nt
Organism: Ipomoea nil (Japanese morning glory)
Lineage: Eukaryota; Viridiplantae; Streptophyta; Magnoliopsida; Solanales; Convolvulaceae
Exons: 3
Coding region: 210-665 (151 amino acids)
Source: RefSeq, a predicted model, not a curated record